Herpailurus yagouaroundi (jaguarundi) is the source of this 960-nucleotide messenger RNA. Its product is annotated as olfactory receptor 4C15-like. NCBI's taxonomy places the organism in Eukaryota, Metazoa, Chordata, Mammalia, Carnivora, Felidae. Gene Ontology annotation, molecular function: olfactory receptor activity; G protein-coupled receptor activity. Gene Ontology annotation, biological process: G protein-coupled receptor signaling pathway. The transcript has a single exon. Gene Ontology annotation, cellular component: membrane. The record is from RefSeq and is a predicted model, not a curated record. The coding region runs from base 25 to 960 and encodes 311 amino acids.
GCUUUUAGCUUUUCCUUGCAAAUCAUGCGAAACCAAAGCUUCGUAACUGAGUUUGUCCUCCUGGGGCUUUCGCAGAAUCCCAGUGUUCAGAAAAUAGUAUUUGUUGUAUUCUUGUUCAGCUACAUUGCAACUGUCGGGGGCAACUUGCUAAUUGUGGUGACCGUCAGCAGCAGCCCAGCACUCCUGGGCUCCCCCAUGUACUUCUUCUUGGCCUUCCUGUCCUUCCUCGAUGCUUGCUUCUCCACUGUCAUUGCCCCAAAGAUGAUUGUGGACUCCCUCUAUGAGAGGAAAACCAUCUCCUUUGGAGGUUGCAUGACCCAGCUCUUUGCUGAACACUUCUUUGCUGGGGUGGAAGUGAUUGUCCUCACAGCCAUGGCCUACGACCGCUAUGUGGCCAUCUGCAAGCCCCUACGCUACACAUCCAUUAUGAACUGGAGGCUCUGUACCAUUCUGAUGGGUGUAGCCUGGACAGGGGGUUUUCUGCAUUCCAUGAUACAAAUUCUCUUUACUUUCCAGCUUCCCUUCUGCGGCCCCAAUGUCAUUGAUCACUUCAUGUGUGAUUUGUACCCAUUAUUGGAGCUUGCCUGCACUGACACUCACAUCUUUGGCCUUUUGGUGGUCGCCAAUAGUGGGUCUAUCUGCAUUAUAAUCUUCUCUCUGUUACUCAUCUCCUAUGUUGUCAUCUUGCUCUCUCUGAGAACCCAUAGUCCUGAAGGGCAGCGGAAAGCCCUCUCCACGUGCGGAUCUCACAUUGCUAUUGUGGUCUUGUUCUUUGUCCCUUGCAUAUUUGUGUAUGCACGACCUCCAUCUUCUUUCUCUUUUGACAAAAUGGUGGCUAUAUUUUACACCAUCCUAACUCCCUUGCUCAAUCCUUUGAUUUACACUUUCAGGAACAAGGAAAUGAAAAAUGCCAUAAAGAAAAUGUGGAACAGAAUAAUGGUGGUUUGUAGUGACAAAUAA